AUGAUGUCCAGCUUGUUCUGUACACUUUGCUUGGUUAAAAUGUAUGAGUUGCUUGAGAUUUUAACAUGUUGGGCUGUGGUAGUUGAGAGCAUCUCACAAGUUGCGGAGGAUACACUUCCUACUCCUUCUCUUGGGACGUCCAGCGUAGCUACCGACACUGCCCUGCGCCUUUCAGCAGCGCAGCCUCCUGCUCCUCCUUUCCUAAGCACAUCCGACACAACUACCGGCACCUCUCCACAGCUUCCAUUAGUGCUGCCUCCUACUCCUCAUUUCCUAGUCACAUCCGACACAGCUACCGGCACCUCUCCACAGCUUCCAUUAGUGCUGCCUCCUACUCCUCAUUUCCUAGUCACAUCCGACACAGCUACCGGCACCUCUCCACAGCUUCCAGCAGUGCUGCCUCCUACUUAUCCAGUGCCGCCUCGUGGUGAGAUUAUUGAUGAUAGCCAUAAGGACGGUGAUGCUUCCAUCUCCGUGGGGCAUUUAUCAGAGAAAAGCAUGUCUUGGCAAGAUCGGGAGAAUUCAUUCAUGGCGUUCAAAGCCUUCUUUGAUGGUGGUGCUAAGAUCCUCCGAUCUAUCGAUGAGUUGUUUCUGCUCUGUUACAGGUUCGAUGGUUCCGCACCCUUUCAAGGUGCCUUUGUGUAUCCAGAGACAGUCGCGGUUUUGAGGAAAUUAAUGGAUCAAUAUGGGAGUUUUAUGGAGGUCACCGGGAUCACCCCCUCUUUCUUGAGAAGUGCCGCCUUCCAAGCUCUUGGCUUGGUGCUUCAUGGGGUAGAUACCAUGGAGUUCCUUGAUAUCACCGAUCACAGACUACUUUGUUGGUGGGAUGCGAUAUGCGAGGCCAUAACUGUGGGAUUUCAUGUGGAUUUCCUCCUCAACCUUGUGAGGAACCUAUCACGUGCCGUAUUUGGAGCACGGGCCAUCCAUAGCAUGAAAUUAUCACAGGGUUCUGACGAGGUAAGAGCUGCUGCCGACACCUUGAACAUUAAGGGUAUUUCUGCUGACAAUGCUGAGUGUGUGACGGAGGCAGCAGCCAGAUCAUCUCCUAAGGCUUCCUCUGUUCUUUUUGGGCAUUUUUCAUAG
Prunus armeniaca (apricot) is the source of this 1083-nucleotide messenger RNA. NCBI's taxonomy places the organism in Eukaryota, Viridiplantae, Streptophyta, Magnoliopsida, Rosales, Rosaceae. The record is from the annotation of a GenBank genome assembly.